This is a messenger RNA of Gadus macrocephalus (Pacific cod), 2742 nucleotides long. RefSeq names its product transcription factor Dp-1-like. Gene Ontology annotation, molecular function: DNA-binding transcription factor activity, RNA polymerase II-specific; RNA polymerase II transcription regulatory region sequence-specific DNA binding. The transcript is spliced from 12 exons. Lineage: Eukaryota; Metazoa; Chordata; Actinopteri; Gadiformes; Gadidae. Gene Ontology annotation, biological process: regulation of transcription by RNA polymerase II; regulation of cell cycle. Bases 227 to 1465 code for a protein of 412 amino acids. Gene Ontology annotation, cellular component: transcription regulator complex; nucleus. The record is from RefSeq and is a predicted model, not a curated record.
CUAGUUUACCAUCGUCAUACCUACACUAUCCAAUCUGCUGUGGCCGUUGCUAGACACCGCCAAGAUCAGAUUGAGAGACGCACCAGUACAGCGGGCUAGCGAGAGAUUGCAUUGAAAAGGCUAACGCAAAUUGCUAACUUGUAAGCCGAACCGGGGUUUUGUCUGAAAAGAGAGAGGAAGAUUUUCCUUUUAGACUGAAGCUUUACUUCCCCGGUCCUUUUGGAUCAUGGCUAAAGAUGCUGGUCUGAUUGAAACAAACGGAGAGUUGAAGGUUUUUAUCGAUCAGAAUCUGAGCCCAAGUAAAGUCCUGUCUCUGGUUACUGUUCAGCCCACGGCUCUUCCAGUGGCCAAACAGCUAUUGCCCAAAACCCUAGGGCCCUCCAACGUCAAUAUCGCUCCACACAUGCAACACAUGCCUCACAUGGUGAUUGGAACACCCCAAAGACCUACCGUUUCCAAUACCAUACUGGUCAACAGCCCACACACGCCCAGCUCCCAGUUCCUCACACAGAGCCAACAGCCUGACGCCUCACCAUGGUCCUCAGGAAAACGUGGAAAGAAAGGUGAGAAAAACGGGAAGGGGUUGAGGCAUUUCUCCAUGAAGGUGUGUGAGAAGGUACAGAAGAAGGGCGUUACCACCUACAAUGAGGUGGCCGAUGAGCUGGUGGCAGAGUUCAGCUCCGCAGACAACCACAUGUCGCCUAAUGACUCGCAUGUGUAUGACCAGAAGAACAUCAGGCGUCGCGUAUAUGAUGCUCUUAAUGUGCUCAUGGCCAUGAACAUCAUCUCCAAGGAGAAGAAGGAGAUCAAAUGGAUCGGCCUGCCUACCAACUCCGCCCAGGAGUGCCAAAACCUAGAGGUGGAGAGACAAAGGCGGCUGGAGAGAAUCAAGCAGAAACAGUCACAGCUACAAGAACUCAUAUUGCAGCAAAUCGCCUUCAAAAACCUGGUUCAGCGGAACAGGCAGUCAGAGCAGCAGACGAACAGACCCCCUCCUCCCAACUCCGUCAUCCACCUGCCCUUCAUUAUUGUCAACACCAGCAAGAAGACAGUCAUCGACUGUAGCAUCUCCAAUGACAAGUUCGAGUACCUUUUCAACUUUGACAGCAUGUUUGAGAUCCAUGACGACAUUGAGGUGCUGAAACGUAUGGGCAUGGCCUGUGGUUUGGAGGUGGGCAAGUGCUCUCCAGAAGACCUGAAGAUCGCCCGUAGUCUGGUGCCAAAGGCCCUGGAGCCUUAUGUCACAGAGAUGGCGAAAGGUCCAAUCAGUAAUGUCUACAUUACCGGGGGAUCUUCCUCAAACGGAGCACGGUAUCCUGUGGGCAGUGACGGCGGCGCGGAUGGCACCAUGGCCUCCAGCUCUAACGACUCGCACUACAGCGGGUCUCGUGUGGAAACUCCAGUGUCUUACAUGGGCGACGAUGACGAGGAGGACGACUACGAUGAGAACGACGACGAAGACUAGCCUGGCUCUCCGUGUCCGCCGCCUCUCCAACAAGCACAGUCUUUCUAACCACGUCACCAUGGGAUUCAAGCCCACUAUUUUGUGUGUGUGUGUGUGUGUGUGUGUGUGUGUGUGUGUGUGUGUGUGUGUGUGUGUGUGUGUGUGUGUGUGUGUGUGUGUGUGUGUGUGUGUGUGUGUGUGUGUGUGUGUGUGUGUGUGUGUGUGUGUGUGUGUGUGUGUGUGUGUCCGUGUCCAUCCGCCUUCUCUUUUUCCCUGUUCCUGUAUUCGCUCGGCCUGGCUUUCUCAGGGGUGUAGAACAAACAGGAGGUGAACACUGGGGGCGUCGUUCCCUCUGUGUGUGUAUGUGGCUGCUGAAUCACACGGGCACCUGCAGCAUAGCUCUGGGGGCACUCUCGUGCAUGGCAGCAGCACUGUGCAGAAGCCUUUUAGUUAUUUCCUUGUAUGUCUAAUCAACUACUCAAUAAGCCAUCCCAGUUCAAAAAUAAAGACAAGCAAAAAGCCCCCCCCACCCCCAACUUCCUUCUUCAAACCUACUGCUGUUGGAGAAUGUAUAGUGUACCGUGUGAAAUAGUUAUCUUGUUAUGUUGUGAUCGCAUUUUGGCAGACGUUAGGGGCAGGGUGAUUCAGUGUUCCACGAUGGCUGCCAAAGUGUCGGUGUAGACCUGCCGUGUCAGCACAACUCCGUGGAUCCAGCCUCAAUUGUUGCCAUGGUGUCCUACGAUAGGACCCCAAUCCAUUGCCCGUGUUGAAUACUUUCAGUUUCGAUUUUGUUUAGUGUUUUUUUUUUUCUUUUUGGACGAAUUAUCUCCAGCAGUUUCUUCACCCCGAACCCCACUGUGGUGGGCUGACUUCCCUCUGUUCUGUAGGCAGCUGCUUUCAUGAGUUUAUUUUUUUCAGUUUGUUGCUUGUUUACUUUUGUAUACUGGAGAUGAUGAGUUCUCUUCACCGCCCCGUCACACCUUGUUAGUGUUUACAUACAAACGACACCAGCAAGGUACCGACCUCCGAAACCCAGGCUCCCUAUAGGACGAUAAGCUUUGUUUGUUAUUACGUAAAUGGACCCUAUGAUGAUUGUAGCUUAUAGUAUCCUCUAGAGGCCAGUGGUCAAAGGUAGACCUGGAAACUACCGAUGUAUGGAAUAUGUGGAUGUGACGGCUUUAUGUACUCUCCUAAAAGAUCUCAUUUUUAAAGCUGAGCAACACAUGUACGGACUCUUCCAAAUACCUUUUUCUGUAAUCUAAUAUAAGUUUGAAAUUAAAUAUAGAUUGUUUUAAUAA